ACAAAAGCUCAGCCGAUGACGUGUACACUCCUCUGGUUAGCUAGGUAGCUUAGCCACCUGUCGGAAUUGGGUUGUUGUAGUAAUAAAGGAGGGAUUUAAGGAAAGGGGACGUAAAGCGUUUAAUUCCGUUGAUUUAAAAGAUGGAGACGCUUUACCACCAGACAAACAAACAAAUCCAGGAGGUGCAGUCUCAGAUGGGAAACCUGGAGAGGACAGACCGUCAGUCGGUUCACUUGCUGGAAAAUGAACUCCAGGCCAGAAUUGACCAGAUUUUCAAUGGUCUAGAACGUCUUGAGAUCCUCGCCGGCAAAGAACCACCAAACCGCCGCCAGAACGCUAAAUUACGAGUGGACCAACUCAAGUACGAUGUUCAACACUUGCGAUCGGCUCUGCAAAACUUCCAGCACCGACGCUACGCCAGAGAGGCCCAAGAGAGAGAAAGGGAGGAACUCCUGAGUCGCACCUUCACCACAAAUGAUGCAGAUACAUCCAUCCCUAUAGACGAGACCCUACAGUUCAACACCAACUUGCACAACGCACACAGAGGCAUGGAUGACCUCCUGAGCGGCGGCUCGAACAUCCUCCACGGCCUCAGAGAUCAACGAUCUACUCUCAAGGGGACACAUAAGAAGAUGCUGGAUGUUGCCAACAUGUUGGGUCUCUCCAAUACGGUGAUGAGGUUUAUAGAAAGACGAGCCACCCAGGAUAAGUUCAUCAUGAUCGGAGGGAUGUUGCUGACCUGCAUCUUUAUGUUCCUGGUCAUCAGAUACCUGGGCUGACCGUCAUCCAUCCAUCUCCAACUGACCAGUCGAGGACAUUUCAGCAGUGUGCCAUCCCACAUGAUAUGAAUUUUAACUUUAAAAUCACUUUUAUAAAUGGUGCAAUUAUACUUUACUUUUUUGUAAAUGGAUUACCACCAUUUGACUUUCAUUGUUAAAUGGCAAUGGAGGAAGAUCCUCCUUCCAGACAGUAUUUUACUUUACUUAAAAGCCGAGUGUAACUUUUCUGUUGAUCAGUUUGUCACUUUCCGUAUAUUUCACAGCCAGACAUCCAUUCUUUACAUAAACCACUGUAAAUACUGUAAA
Messenger RNA from Nematolebias whitei (Rio pearlfish), 1085 nucleotides. RefSeq names its product golgi SNAP receptor complex member 2 (gene gosr2). Gene Ontology annotation, biological process: vesicle fusion; intra-Golgi vesicle-mediated transport. The record is from RefSeq and is a predicted model, not a curated record. The coding region runs from base 141 to 779 and encodes 212 amino acids. Lineage: Eukaryota; Metazoa; Chordata; Actinopteri; Cyprinodontiformes; Rivulidae. Gene Ontology annotation, cellular component: late endosome membrane; SNARE complex; ER to Golgi transport vesicle membrane. The transcript has 6 exons. Gene Ontology annotation, molecular function: SNARE binding; SNAP receptor activity.